Messenger RNA from Alosa alosa (allis shad), 1054 nucleotides. RefSeq lists its product as uncharacterized. The coding region runs from base 42 to 959 and encodes 305 amino acids. The record is from RefSeq and is a predicted model, not a curated record. NCBI's taxonomy places the organism in Eukaryota, Metazoa, Chordata, Actinopteri, Clupeiformes, Clupeidae. The transcript is spliced from 9 exons.
UAAAUAUCUUUGCUGAGACUUUGAUACCAACGGUCGGCAAAAUGGCUGAGACGACGGCUGACUCUCCUGAAACGCUUGUAAACACAUUGACAAAGUUUAUUUUAACCGGGAGAAGUUUACUACAAAUUGCACAAGGAGAAGUCGUAACUGGAUCCUUGCAAGAUUUCAUUAGGAACAAAAUCAGUAUUGAGAGACCAAAAUCACUUCUGGGGUUGAUCGCAGCAGGAGCUGAAUUAUACAAAGGUUUAUCUGUGAAGAAGAAAAAGGAAGCGGAGGACCUUUGGGGCAGCAAGUUCCGCCAUGCAGAAGUAAGAGAGGUAGUAGAGGACCUUUUACAGCUCGGUGCCGACUGGGAUGCAUUCCUGGAGGGGCUGGACAAUGAGCUUCAACCAAGGAAUGAUGCUCUAAGCCAGACAGUGGCAGUGACCUCUCUGCCACCUGAGACUGUGUUCACGGAUGGCCGAACUGGGACUGAUGUGAGUUUAAGGAAAUACUUGGGGAAAGGCAGUAAAACCCUGCUGGUUUUAAUUCGGCAGUUCUCCUGCCUACUUUGCCGCCUCCAUUUCAAGGAGCUACAGGCCCGUCAGGAGGACCUAGAUCAGAGAUCCAUCCGAGUGGUGGUAGUUUCAUUUGGCUGCCAGGAGGGGGCACUAGAUUGGCUGAAGGAAACAGGUUGCCCUUAUGACAUGUUGCUGGACCCACAGAGGAAUGUGUACACUGCAUUUGGCUUUGGAGUGUCUCUCUUGCAAGUCUUGCGUUUUAACAACAUGCUUCAGUACUCUGAGUUUAUCCUCAGCAACCUUGAGUUCCCACGGCCGUUGCCAACUAUUCAGGAUGAUAUGUUCCAGCUGGGUGGCGAUGUUCUCCUGGAUGACUGUGGUAGAGUUCUCUUUUCACACAGCUGCACCAGCCCCUUGGACAGGCCAGGAGUGGACGACAUCCUAUCUGCCAUCAGUUAACCACUGUAAAUAAACAAGGAAGCAUGUCACAAUGUAAACCCAAUGUAAAAUUGAAAAUGCCAUAAACAUGGCAAAUAAAGGAUGACAAUGAUGCA